This is a messenger RNA of Fundulus heteroclitus (mummichog), 2234 nucleotides long. RefSeq names its product bone morphogenetic protein receptor, type IBa (gene bmpr1ba). Lineage: Eukaryota; Metazoa; Chordata; Actinopteri; Cyprinodontiformes; Fundulidae. Gene Ontology annotation, molecular function: transforming growth factor beta receptor activity, type I; SMAD binding; ATP binding. Gene Ontology annotation, biological process: BMP signaling pathway; dorsal/ventral pattern formation; protein phosphorylation. Gene Ontology annotation, cellular component: signaling receptor complex; plasma membrane. The record is from RefSeq and is a predicted model, not a curated record.
UCUGCCCCUGGUCCUGAGCGAGACUUGAGUCGGAGAAAAGUGCUCCAACUUCGAUCUGGAAUCAGCGCCAGUCGAGCAGCAACAAUGAUCAUAUAAAGGUACAGUUCAACCAUAUGAGGAAACUCUGCUGUGAAAGCUGAAACCACAUUUGUCAACCCAACACCUCCAGCUGGCCUCGCUGCUACUGUCAGACCAGGUUGGAGGACAAUCAGCACCAACGGCUGCUGCAAAUGCUGGUGUGUUUUGUGUGGUGUGGGCUUUCUCACUUUGCAACAGACCCACACACUCACACAGUGGCUUGCAUGCCUGAUACUCCCCCCCCCACCACCCUGUCUUGCUCACGCUCCCUCUCUGACACAUACUACACACACUCACUCAGACGGGGAGCCAGUGUGUGUGAGCGGCGGAGCCUGGCGUUUGGAGAGAGCUGAAGAACAGAGCACAGUGGAAAAGUGAGGAGCAGAAGAGGGAGACUUGUACCAUGCCAAGGCAGAGAAAAGCGCCGAGAGGCUGCCUCUGUCUCUGGAGCCGGAGUCCUCUGUUAUUGCUUGGACUAUUUUCUCUCCAACAACACGCCAGCGGCAAUAUGUUGGACAGUAUGCUGCAAAAAGCAUCCAGUAAGGAGACAGCGGAGAGUGGGAAGAAGACUUUGGGCAGCACGGCCCCUGCUUUGUCUUCCCAAAGAUUCCUGUGGUGUCACUGUGAUUCACACUGCCCCGAUGAUUCAACCAAUAAUUCAUGCAGAACGGAUGGGUUCUGCUUUACCAUGGUGGAGGAGGAAGGAGGGGUACCAGUCGUAUCUGGAGGCUGCCUGGGGCUGGUCGGAUCUGACUUUCAGUGUAGGGACACAGUGUCCCCCCAUGAGAGAAGAUCGUUAGAGUGCUGCACAGAUGAAGACUUCUGUAACAAAAAGCUGCAUCCCACACUGCCACCACUCAAACCCCCUCUGUAUGUCGAUUGGAAGAUCCACCACAUGGCACUAUUGAUUUCAAUUACAGUGUGCAUCAUUAUACUGGCUGCCAUUAUUGUCUUCUGCUACUUCAGGUACAAGCGGCAAGAGUCUCGUCCUCGGUACAGCAUCGGUCUGGACCAAGAUGAAUCAUACAUUCCUCCAGGAGAGUCUCUGAAGGACCUGAUAGAGCAGUCACAGACCUCUGGCUCAGGCUCAGGUCUCCCUCUGUUGGUCCAGAGGACCAUAGCCAAGCAGAUUCAGAUGGUGAAGCAGAUUGGCAAAGGGAGAUACGGCGAGGUGUGGAUGGGCAGGUGGAGAGGGGAGAAGGUGGCUGUUAAAGUUUUCUUUACCACUGAGGAGGCCAGUUGGUUCAGAGAAACUGAAAUUUACCAGACCGUACUGAUGAGACAUGAGAACAUACUGGGUUUCAUAGCUGCAGAUAUCAAAGGAACUGGCUCCUGGACCCAGCUCUAUCUCAUCACAGACUACCAUGAAAAUGGGUCUUUGUAUGACUACCUGAAGUCCACCACCCUGGACAAUAAAGCCAUGCUGCGUCUGGCUUAUUCAUCUGUCUCGGGACUCUGUCACCUUCACACGGAGAUCUUUGGGACUCAGGGUAAACCCGCCAUUGCUCACAGAGACCUCAAGAGUAAGAACAUACUGGUGAAAAGAAAUGGGACCUGCUGCAUUGCUGAUCUGGGACUAGCGGUAAAGUUUAUUAGUGACACAAACGAGGUGGACAUCCCUCCCAACACUCGAGUGGGUACAAAGCGUUACAUGCCUCCAGAAGUGCUGGAUGAGACUUUGAACAGGAGCCAUUUUCAGUCCUACAUCAUGGCCGACAUGUACAGCUUUGGCCUCAUCCUCUGGGAGAUUGCUCGACGUUGUAUCUCAGGAGGAAUCCUAGAAGAGUACCAGUUACCGUAUCAUGAGUUAGUUCCCACAGACCCUUCAUAUGAAGACAUGAGGGAGGUGGUCUGCAUCAAGAAACUACGGCCAUCCUUUCCAAAUCGAUGGAGCAGUGAUGAGUGUUUGAGACAGAUGGGGAAGCUGAUGACAGAGUGCUGGGCCCACAACCCGGCCUGCCGACUCACAGCCCUGCGGGUCAAAAAGACCCUUGCCAGAAUGUCAGUAUCACAGGAUAUCAAGCUGUGAGACGCCACUGCCAGCUGUGCACAGAAUGGACACUGACAACCACAAUGGCUUUGUUCCAGCCAAUUGCAAAGCCCUCAUCUCUUGGAAAAGAGGAUGAGCAGCUCAGGAGAUUGCACAAUCAUAAACA